AGGAAGGUAUUUCAGAGGGAGGUGCACAGUUCACCCAGUCACAGGCUCGAGCGCACACUGCGUGGAAGCCGGUGUGCGUGCGCGUGAGAGAGAGAGAGAGAGAGAGAGAGCUGCAGAAAACUGGAACACGACGACGUUCAGAACUCAAUGCAGCGUUUUGGAGCAGGAAUGUUUUUCAUCUGAACUCGAAAUAUUCGAAUUUGGAUAUUAGAUAAUCUGGAUUAUAUUUGUUUGAUCCGGUUUUGUUUUGGUUGUUUUUAGGGUUUUUUUGCUCACACUGGACAGAUUGUUGCGCUAGGAUCAUAUCAAUCGGACAUUGUGUUGUUGUUGUUGUUGUUGUUUUCUUGUUCUUUCUCUUGGUAUACACAUCAUGAUGAAGUUCAUCAUCCUCGCGCACAAAUCAACGAUGGACUGAUUUUGUUUGUAAUCUUUAGAGCGCGAGCAGGAAGCGAGGACGCUUCACGAUGUCCCAAGCCGAAGUGCAUGCGGCAGGAAUCCCGUUCCCCAAGCUGCCCUCCAGCUUCGACGCCGAUUCUUUCCUCUCGGCUCGUCUGGCGCUCAGGCGGCGGAGACACUCGGCGAGUUCGAGACGAAACGCGUUCCGGUUUAACAAAAUGCCCACAGCGGAGGAGAGCACCGGCUCGUCCCGCGAGCGCGUCUCGCCUAUCCUCAGCAAAACCCUGUCCUGGUCGGCGGACGACAUUUCAUCCGCGGAACCAAAAAAGGUAAAGAAGAAGAGCGGCGCAGGAGUAACGCCGGCGCCUGGAGCCACAGCGGAGAAGCACUGCGCGCGCUCGUCCCGCUCCAGCUCGAGCUCUCCUCCGCGCCGCGCGCAGCGACACUCCGGCAUCGCCGCCGCAACGGGCUCGAGCUCCGCAGCGCCGCACGGCAGCACCGACUCCGACGAGGAAUGCACGCCUAAAAAAGCGCCCGAGAUCAACAAGUGGGAGCAGGAGAAAGAGGACGAGGUGGAAACCAAAGCGGUGGCAACUUCACCAGACGGCAGGUUCCUCAAGUUCAACGUGGAGAUCGGGAGAGGUUCCUUCAAGACCGUCUACAAAGGACUGGACACCGAGACCACCGUGGAGGUCGCGUGGUGCGAGCUACAGACGCGGCGGCUGAGUAAAGCAGAGCGUCAGCGCUUCAGUGAGGAGGUGGAGAUGCUGAAGGGGCUACAGCACCCCAACAUCGUUCGCUUCUAUGACUCAUGGAAGUCCACCGUUAAAGGCCACAAGUGCAUCAUCCUGGUUACUGAGCUGAUGACGUCAGGAACGCUGAAGACAUACCUGAAAAGAUUUAAAGAGAUGAAGCUGAAACUCCUUCAGCGCUGGAGCCACCAGAUCCUGAAAGGCCUCCAUUUCCUGCACACACGAACUCCACCCAUCAUCCACCGAGACCUCAAGUGUGACAACAUCUUCAUCACAGGUCCCACCGGAUCAGUCAAGAUUGGAGAUUUGGGUCUGGCCACGCUCAAAAGUGCCUCCUUUGCUAAGAGCGUCAUUGGCACACCCGAAUUCAUGGCUCCGGAGAUGUACGAGGAGAAAUACGAUGAGGCGGUGGACGUGUAUGCCUUCGGGAUGUGCAUCCUGGAGAUGACAACAUCGGAAUAUCCGUACUCGGAAUGCCAGAACGCAGCCCAGAUCUACCGCAAAGUCACCAGCGGCAUGAAGCCGGACAGUUUUUUUAAAGUGAAAGUCCCGGAGCUGAAGGAGAUCAUUGAGGGCUGCAUCCGCAUGAACAAGCAGGGGAGGUACACCAUCCAGGACCUGUUAGAGCACCCCUUCUUCCAGGAGAACAAUGGCGUCCACGUGGAGCUGGCCGAGGAGGACGACAUGGUGAAGUCCGGGCUGAAGCUCUGGCUCCGGAUGGACGACACCAAGAAGCUUCACGGCAAAUACAAAGACAACAACGCCAUCGAGUUCCUGUUCGAGCUCUACAAGGACGUCCCCGAGGAGGUGGCUCAGGAGAUGGUGGUGCUUGGUUUUGUGUGUGAUGCCGACUACAAGCUGGUGGCCAAAGCCAUCCGUGACCGUGUGACUGCUAUCAAGCGUCAGCGCGAGAAGCUCCGCCGGCUGGUCGAUGAGGAGCAGAGGAGGCGUCAGGACGAGGUGAUCGAGGAGGAACCCGAGUCCGUUCCCGAGGCAGAGCCUCUCGCAUCGAACCUCCCGUCCCUUCAGCCGCAGAUGUCAGCGGAGAGCGGUGUGUUCAGCCCGGUCCCCAUGACCCCCACAGUGACUGUCUCCGCUCCGCUCCUGUCCACCGCUAACAGCUCUAUGGACUCGGGGAUUAACGCUAGCUUCACCACGGAACCCGAGGAACUGGACACAGAGCACCAUCCACACUAUCACAUCCGCCAGGCCUGCUACUCCUCCGCCACGUCGGACUGCGAGACGGACGGCUACCUCAGCUCCUCCGGCCUCCAAGAGCCGCCCGAAGCUCCAACGCCGAGCUCCGCCCCCUCAGUCACAGAGCCGCCCACUGAACCCAUUAACACCGACGCACCAGGUGUUGAAGCUCCACCCACAGAAGCUUCGCCUGACAAGGACGAUCUAAUCCCAGCUCUCCGCUUUCCCUCAAGCAUUGCCGUAUCCCACAAUUCGGAGCGAGCACACUCCAGUGGUGCCAGCGGCUUCUCGUCUCCCGUCGACAGUUAUGCCUCCGAUGUGACGUCAGGUUUGAGUGACGGGAAUGAGGGCUUAUCAGAGAUGAGCAGCAAAGGUCCCAACAAGCGCACAGGAAGUAAACUGCUGAGGAAGAGAGCUCGCUCACGGCUGCGUAUCACAGGGUUGUCCGAUAAGGUGGACCGGGUGGUGGAGUGCCAGCUUCAGACUCACAACAGCAAGAUGGUGACCUUUAAAUUUGACCUGGACGGAGACAAUCCAGAGGACAUUGCCACCGUCAUGGCGCAUAACGAGUUCAUCCUGCCGUCAGAGAAGGAGGGAUUUAUUCACCGCAUGAGGGACAUCAUUCGCCGCGCCGAGGCCCUGAUGAGAAGGGAGCCUUUAGAGCCUCUCGGGCCUGGAAACGUCCUCCGUCUGCCCUACCUGAGUGGAGUAGGAACUCUUUCAGGCUCUCAGCCCAACCUGCAUACCCAGGGGCUGGCCCGCACACACUCGUCCUCCUCUCUGCCAGAUUACACUGCAGGUCAGGUAACUCCAUGCCCCUCCCCCGGAGUGGGCGGAGACUAUUACCUCGAUCCUGAUGCAGCAGUGCCUGUGCGUCCGCUCCGCUCGCAGUCUUUCCACACCUCAGAUUACACAGCCACACAGGUGGGUCAGGUAACUCCAGGCCCCUCCCCCGUGGUGGGCGGAGAUUAUUACCUUGAUCCUCAUGCAGCUGUACCUGUGCGUCCACUUCGCUCACAGUCUUUCCACACCUCAGAUUACACGGCCACACAGGUGGGUCAGGUAACUCCAGGCCCCUUCCACGGGGUGGGUGGAGACUAUUACCUUGAUUCUGAUGGGGGUGUACCCUUGCGUCCGCUUCGCUCACAGUCUUUCCACACCUCAGAUCAUACAGCUGUGAAUGCAGGUCAGGUGACCCAUGGCUCCUCCCCUGGGUUGGGCAGAGAAUUUUACCCGGACCCUGAUAUGGGACCACCUGUCCGCCCAUUUCGUUCUCAGUCCUUCCACACAUCAGGUUCAUCUCAGCCCUACGUUGCUCCUACAUCCCAUUACCCCCAGUACCCCAAACCUGAAGCCCUGCCCCUACUUCCUAAUCACGUUCCCAACAUGCCCCCUCAGUACCCCAACCCCCAGUACAUCACCAAUCCAGCUUAUCCAUACCCCUUUAUGGUCAACCAGGCUCCCCUUAAAGGCUCCAUCAACCCAGCACCAAACCCUGUUCCACAAAACCCAAGCAGCUCCAACCUCACUCCAUAUCCCACACCUCACACACCCCAGCACCCAGCAGGCGAUGUGGUUCCUCCCGAGAGCAGCCCAAUGCUGCCCCCUGGUGCCCACACCUUGCCUCCCAACACACAGACUCCAGGAAUGUGGCCUGCCCAUUCCCAGCAGCCGCUCUUCUCCCUGGCCAAUGUACUGUCUCUGGCUAUGACCAUGGCGCAGUCCUUCAUACCCCCAACAACCAUGCCAAAUGGCCUGCCCCAGGCUUACAUGCCUCCCCUGGCACCCCAGCCUGGUUACCCAGCCAUGUUUGGAGCCCAGCAUCUUGCUCCAGGUCAGAAAGAAGCUCCACCUCACCAAGAUAUAUCCCAGCAUCAGGAGGCCCAGGCACCAGCUCAGGCUCAGAGUGUGACCACAAGUACACCAGACACUACAUCAGGAUCACCAGUGGCAGGCAGCCAGCCCAGCGUGAGCCCUCAUGAGGGGCAGGAGAAGAGCUCCUCCACUUCCUCUUCCUCCUCAUCAUCAUCCUCUUCACCAUCCUGCAACUCCAUUGAGUCCUCCAGUCCUGCCACACCACACAACACAGUAUCUCCACCCAGCCAUAGAAUGUCUCCGUCUCAGAAUGUGUGUGAUGCUACAACUAAAGAAAAGCUGUCUCCGAUAUCAGAGGAACAAAAACCCACCCUCACUGUGGGACGCUUCCAGGUCACUCCCAGCAAAGAUGAAGCCACACCCACAACCUGCUCUCCCCGCCCCCCAACACCUCCUCCAGCCUCAGCGCCUUCCAACAACAGCCAAUCAGACAGCAGCACUGAGGAGCAGGGCGAAUCAGAGACCAGCCUCAUCUUGUCCAUGUCUACUCCUAACAAACCCUCAGACAGGGACUCGAGCAUCGCCCCCUGCUGCAGCGGAGAAGCAGUGACCUCAGAGAGUAAAGAGGUGGACACUGAGGAGGGGAAGGAGGAGGAAGGAGGUGAAGAGGAAGGCAGAGAGGGUGAGAGGAGGCAGAGGAGGAUCAGUGUGAGCCUUGUGGAAGGAAGCACGCCGGGGAUAGUGAUCGGAAACGUGAGUCAGCCAUGGAUUAGCUACACGCGCAGUGCAUCGUAUGCUAGUAGUGACGAGACUGAGAGCGACAGCGAGGACAUGUGGGAGGAGCUACAGGAACUCCGAGAGAGACACCUGGGUGAAGUUCAGGCUCUGCAGGCGUCUCAGAAGCGGGAGAUUGAGGAGCUGUAUGAGAAGAUGGGGAAAGUUCCUCCUCCAGGCAUUGUGUCUCCGGCGGCCAUGUUGUCCAGCAGACAGCGACGUCUCUCUAAGAGCGGAGGAUUUCCAUCAUCACGCAGGAACAGCCUUCAGAGACUAGACAUACUGCCUCCUGCAGGUAUUAUGAGGAAGAACUCGAUCAGUGGCAGCAGUAACGGCUCUCAGGACCGGGCAGCUAAAGGAGUGACCUUCGCUUCAGACUACAGAGUGUGAUCCUGUUCUCACAAACAAUCCCCAUUAAUCUUUCCUGACCACAUCACCUGACAGGAAGUGACAUCACGGCCUUGUCUCGAGCAGUAACAUUCCUCCAGGUGGACGGCGGAUUGCUGGUGUGAGUCUGAGUGAAAGGACGGAGAGUGGGUUUCCUCCAGCAGCUGGAAAUGGGAGAGAUUAGGGAGAGGGGGGUGAAUAUUUUCGAGCAUCACCUCACAUUACCUUUCCAUCACCUGAAGUAUUAACACUGCAGGGGGUCGUGUUCACUCACAGUCUCAUCUCACCUUCUUACACCCGAGGAGGAAGGGGCGGAGUCAAACUGCUCAACUUUAUGACACCUAAACCAGCUGAGCUCUCUGAGUGGGAGGGGCUUACUCUCUCUCUCUCUCUCUCUCUCUCUCUCUCCUGUCAGUCACAGAGACAGCAGCCAAUCGUAAACCUCCAUGAGCUCACGUAUGCAGAUGAGGGCAGAUAGCACUUUCCUCCACACGCCUAUCUGUGGAAAAUAUAUUCAGCUUUUUUAUUAGAUUUGUUUUUUUAUCUCCUUUAGUAUGAAAUCAUUGACAAACUUUUUUUUGUCUUUGUCAUAUAAUUAAUUUUUUUUAAUUGAUAAAUAGCAAAUUACAGACCCUUACUUUGUCCACUCGCAGCUAAUAUUCAAUUAAUACCAAAGACAAACAAACAAACAAAUAAAGAAAUAAAAAUAAAUUAAAAAAUGUAAGAGGUAUUAUUAAAAAGGUAAUUAAAUAAUAUAUUAAUUAUUAAUUAAUUAAUAAUUAAUUUAUUCAUCAAUUGAUUUAUUAUUUAUUUAUUAUUAAUUAUUUUCUUCAAUUAAUUAAUUAAUUACUAUGAAUUUCAAAAGAAAUUAAUUAAUAAGUAAUUUAUUAAUGAAUUAAAUCAAGUUAAAUUACAUUGUGGCUCUCACACACACACACACACACACACACACGUGCUUUAAAAUGCAUUUAUGUUUCAUGUCAAGCUCUACACACUGUCACAUGACCUGGUGAUGAGGUUUAUAUUUUGCCCAACCUAAAGAACAAAAUGCUGAUUUAUUAUUAUUAAUAAUAAUAAUAAUAAUAAUAAUAAUAAUAAUAA
Hemibagrus wyckioides is the source of this 6422-nucleotide messenger RNA. RefSeq names its product WNK lysine deficient protein kinase 4b (gene wnk4b). The coding region runs from base 465 to 5324 and encodes 1619 amino acids. Gene Ontology annotation, molecular function: protein serine/threonine kinase activity; chloride channel inhibitor activity; ATP binding. The transcript has 23 exons. The record is from RefSeq and is a predicted model, not a curated record. Lineage: Eukaryota; Metazoa; Chordata; Actinopteri; Siluriformes; Bagridae. Gene Ontology annotation, biological process: monoatomic ion homeostasis; negative regulation of sodium ion transport; protein phosphorylation. Gene Ontology annotation, cellular component: cytosol; cytoplasm.